Messenger RNA from Bemisia tabaci, 6319 nucleotides. RefSeq lists its product as uncharacterized. Gene Ontology annotation, molecular function: hyaluronic acid binding. The record is from RefSeq and is a predicted model, not a curated record. NCBI's taxonomy places the organism in Eukaryota, Metazoa, Arthropoda, Insecta, Hemiptera, Aleyrodidae.
AAAAAAAGAAAAAGGUGAUGUGAUGUCGUAAGUUGAAGCGGGUGGCCGUUACAAUCAUUUUUUUGUUCUUCAGGAUUUUUGUUUCCGCGAACCGUACUCUCUUUUUAUAAGUAUGAUUUGCACAAUUAUUGGCUUCUAAAUUAAAGCACUUGGGUGUCAGCAUCUCCAUAAAAUAACAUCUUUGAGCAACAGUUGAGUGAACUUCACAGCACACGAGUAUACCUAACUUUUGGACCAUGUCUUUCGCAAAAGCCAAGAUUCAUCGCUUCAAUGAUGAUGUCUCUUGUGCUCCACCUCCAGGUGCUUAUGAUCCGAAGUUUGAUGAUAAAGGAAAAGCCAUCCCUAUAGUGAUUCACACCUCAGAGCGGUUUAAAGAAAAGAAACCAUCGGACAGUCAAUCACUAUGUUCAUCCACGGAAAGUCUGGAUUCAAUUGGUUCAGGCGUUGCUCCAUUUCGAACACCACAGCUACCACGGCGCAGGAUUCCUCUGACUCCUGCUCUUUCAACCUCAAAACUAGACAGAAUGUUUUCCCAGAAAAAACCAGGAAAUUCAUCUUCUUGCUGUGACAGUCGGCUCAAAAUGGAAAGUAAAUUGAAAGAAAUUGAAGGGUUGAAAGAAGAACUUAAAAAACUAGAGGGAGAGCUGGUCUUGAAGCAAGGAGAAAAGGAGGCGCUGGAAAAAUUGCACUCUGAACAUCUACUCAAGUUAUCAGAUUCUCAUACAGAUAUAUCUGCAAAACUUCAUCUAACUACCAAUAAUCUUAAAGCAGCUGUAGUAGAGCUUGCAGACCUCAAAAAAGAGAAUGAUGAGCUCAAAUCGACCAUCAAAGUCAAGCAAGAGACAAUUCUCUCUGUCCAGGCUGCGUUGUCAGAAAUGGGUCUGAAAAUGAGUGACAUGAAGAACCAUUACGAUCAAGAAAAAGCUAAGAUCAAACAAGAUCAUUUAAUGGAAUAUACACAGCAGAAACAAUUAAUUGCAGAUCUUGAGAGUAAAAUGGACAGUGAGCGAAACGAUUACAUCAAUUAUAUCAAUGAUUUGAACGGUCAAAUCUCAGAACUGCAAGAGGAAGAGAGCUCUGUGAAGUCCAAAUUAACCGAAAAGGAGGCUGUCGCUGCAGAAAUUGAGAAGAAAAUGAAGGAGAAAGAAGCCGAGAUUUCAGCUUUAAUUGCAGAAAAAACCCAAUUAAAAAACGAACUAGCUGAAUUAUUAAGUGCAAAAGAAACUAUUGAGAAACCGCUUGAAGCUCUUAAGGCGGAGCUGAAAUCAAAGGAAGAAGAAGUAUCGGCAUUGCAAGAACAAGUAUCAUAUCUGGAGCAACAGAUGCAUCAUAUGAAAAUUGAAAAAGAAAAAAUAAUGAUAGACAAUGCAAAUACUAUGCUGGAACUUUCUUUGAAAAAUGAAGAGCGUUUGCAAACGACAAGAGAAGCUUUUGAGAAUCGCUUACGAGCACUUCAGUCCAACCUAGCUGAGGAUGAGAACAACUAUAGAGGUCUUCAAACUUGGCUUGCGGAUCGUUUAGAGUCUCUUCAAGAAAACCUUGUUUCAGAGCUGAGCACUAUUGAAACCAAUAACCAAGCGAAGCUCGACGAAUUAGCCGGUUCAUACAGCGGAAUUGAAAGCAAAAUAAAAACUGUCAGAGGCACCCUUCACAGCAGAAUCAGCAAGUACGCUGCUGAAUCAGAGAGCAAGUAUAAUCAGAUAGUUGACAGAUUAGCUGGCAAGAAAAAAAAAGCGGAAGCUGAAAGAGAUGAUUUGAAAGCGAGAACUGAAAGCCAAGAAAUGAGCAUCAAAGAAUUAGAAAACAACUUAUUGAUGGCUAAGAAAGAGUGUAAAAGUCUGCAUGUAGCCUCAAAAAAUGCUCAGGCAGCGGUAGAAGCUCUCAGCUCACAUCUAGAACAAGCUGGGACACGUAUCGAAUCUCUGCAAGAAGAAAAGCAAAAGCUGGCCGAUUUAUUGAAGGAAAAAGAAUUGGCAUACGAGAAACUCGAAAAAUGUAUGAACGAGCUUGAAAUAGCAUUAAUAGAGGAAACCAAACUCAUCCACGAUAGAUUACUCAACGAGGUUGAAAAGUUUAAGCAAAUGGCAAAAGCUCAAAAAGAAAUGUACGAAGAAAAAUUAGACGAGUCAUUAAAGCGCCAGUUAACCCUAGAAGACCAAAUCAAUGAAUCUGAAGUUGUCGUCAACAGUCAGAGUUUAGAGAUUCAAAUUUUGAAAUCCAAAUUAGAAAAUGAAGAUGGAGAAAACGCUGAACUCAAAGAGAUUCUAAGAAACAUAUCCCUGAAAGUCAGUGAAUUUUGCUCCGAUCAGAACGAGGGCAUUUAUGAAAGCAAGACUUUGAUCUGUGAUUAUUUAGAAAGAUGUUUAGAAAAUGCCAAAAAUAAUGUAGCAAUUAUCAAUCAGUUGAAUUCGUCACUCGCAGAGAAAGAAGCAACCAUCCAAAAGCUAGAGGCCAGCAAGAAAGAACUGAAUGAAAAAUUCGAAAGCUUGGAGAAUAACUCUAAUCAUCUCCUCUUACAGAACGGAGAGCACCUUGAACAGUUUGCAAAGUUAAAAGAAGAUGUAGAGUCUGCUCAAAAAAGAAUCGACUGUCUCACCGCGGAGAAAGACUGCUUAAACAGCCGACUGUCUGGACUGAAAGUUGAGAUUGAGUCGCUUAAUAAUUCAAACCUAGAUAAAGAUAGAACCAAUCAAGCGUUAGCAAAAGAGCUCAGUUUGAAAGAUGAUACGAUAGAAAUCAUGUCCAGGGAUCUUGCUCACUUGAAUAGCACCCUACAGGCUCAAGAAAAUUUAUUAUCAGAAGCGAACAAGAGCCUGGAAGAAAAACAAUGUGAAAUCGUUGAUCUUGAAGCUUCUAUCGAAUCAUACUAUUGUAAACUCAAGGAGAAAGAAGAUUUCAGGGAGCAAGUAGCUGAAAAGGAGCAACUCAUCAAAGAGCUGAUCAAAGAAAAGAAAGAACUAAUCGAAGAGAAAAAUCAAAUGAUGCAAGAUUAUGCAGAGAAAGUUGUGUAUUUGGAGAGCUUGAAUUCUGAAUAUUUCGAGAAGUUGCAAGGACUAGAAUCUUCUUCGCAGUGUCUUGAAGAUGAGCUGAAGGCAGUUAGAACAUCAAACCAGCAAUUGAAAGAUGAAAAUGAGCGUGUGAUCAAACAGUUGGAAACAGUCCAGGAUGAGAAAGAAAGUCUGAAAGUUGUAGUUUCUCGCAGUAGCUGUAAUCUGAAAAUGAUGAGCGAGAAGUUGACAGAAUUCAACAAACUUGAAGGUAAAAUUGAAGAACUUGAAUCAUCUCUAAAAGAAAGGAAUGAGAACUUGGAGGAGUUCGAGAAAAAUUUGGCAGCGUUAACAACGCGUAAGAACUAUUACAAGCAAUGGGCAGCUGAUCUCCAAAAAGAACUUUCAACCGUAGAAUCAUCUAAAAGACAAAACGAAGAGCUGAAAAAGAAAUGCAGUGAUUUGGAAACUUUAAUCGGCCCGUUCCGUCAGCAUCUGGAAGAUUAUGAACGAGAAAACAAAGUACUGGAAUCCACGAAUGAGGCCUAUCAAGAGGAGAAGAAGGCUUUACUGUUGAAAUUUGCAGAUCUCCUCGGCCACCAAAAUCCCAAACAGAAGAUAAAGUAUAUUAACAAAAUUAUAGAAGAAAAUAAUGAACUGCACAAGGAGAUUGAAAGAUUGAAAAAGCGGUUACGGAAGCUCCAAAGUACGGAAAAGGCGAAUGUUGAAAACGGCCUAAAUACUGUCAAAGUGGACGGAGGUGGACUCAACCCUGUCAAAGUAGACGGAUCCUCUAGUCCUCGCCCUGCCAAAUUAGAGAAGAACCCUCUGAGAGAACGGAAUUAAACAAGAUUUUCGAACAGUUUGUUGAUUCUAUUUGUCUUAUGUCUCGAGGCAAGAUUCUCCUAAACCUGUUUUUUAUUAUUUUUACUUUUGUGAUUAAUUUUUUGUAAUGAGACAAUGAGAGGAACGAUUUAUGUCCUCUCAUUAAUUUUUAAAACUGUUGUAUUUUAUCUAUUUUUUGUAAGCAUUAUGUUAUCAACGUACAAGAGGGAAAAUUCAGAUUGAAUCCUAGUGUAGAAUGUGUACACUGAGGAUGUAAAUCAGGGUUGCUACAGCCAGAAAACAUCGGGAAAACUAGGAAUCGCCAGGAAAUUUUUAAAAGUUAGGAAAACCUGGAAAUGCCAGGGAAUGUGAUGAAAGUGUCAGGAAAAAAUUGUUGAGAAGGAUAGUGUGCAAAAUUUUUCUUACUGUUUUUCUAUUUGGUUGAUAUUCACUGUGAAUUAGUGAUUAUCAACCAAUUAAAAAAAUCAGUAAGAAAAUGUUGUCACACUAUCCUGAUAAAAUAGGACCAAUGACAUUUACCAAAGAAGUGAUAAAAUGGCCAAGUCACCUUGAUUUGCUUGCAAAAAUGAGUUUGAUGUAUCGAACAACAAAUGUUAUGUCGAAGUUUUUUUAAAUUAUGUCUUUUUAACCUAGGGACUCUUAUCUAAAUGUAUCAGGGAAAUGUCUUGAAAUUUCAUCUUAUAAAUCCUGUGGCAACCCUGCUCUUAUCAAUUUAUGAAAUUGUUGUAAUUUAUUUAAACAUUUUUUCUAAGUAUUAUGUUAUCAACAUAUGAGAAGGAAAAAGCUGAUCGAAUCUCAUUGUAGAAUGUGUACUGAGGAUGUCAAUAAUCGAAACAGACUAGGGUUGAACCAAUGUUCAGUUUAGUGUGAUGCCACAUUUGGAUAAAAAAAUAGGCAAUUAGGCAAAAUCACUCCUUCUAAUAGCUUGGUUUCCACAAUUGAAAUGGGCUCAUCAAAAUGGGUCACUGUUGAGUGUUAUUGAUCAAAAUUAAGAGAUGCCUGUAUGUAUUGAUCAACAUUAGUCGCAUGCAGAGUGUCAAAGACAUUUAUUUGGACGUAUUCCUAUCAAACGGAACUAUGUGCAUCAAGACAUGAGCCCUGAGACCCAUAAGAAUACACGCAUAACAGGGCUCAUGUCACAAUGCACACAGUUCCGUUCGACAGAAAUACGUCCAUUUGAUGCUCCAUUUAUUUGAGAUUUAUGCCGAUCAAAUAUUAGCGGCGCCUCUUAAUUUUGAUGGGUAACAUUCAAUAGUUGCAUCCAUGGCCCAUUUUGAUCGUGGAAACCAAGUCAAUAGGUUGAUCAAAAUUCCUAGUGAAAGGAGGCGUUUACAGUUUUAAAGAUUUUUCCCUCUGCGUUUUCAAAUUUAUGGAUCAUUUUGAUUUUUAAGUACUGAAUUAAUAAAAUAAUAUUUGCUAAUUUUUUCAAGCAAAUAGGUGUUCUAUACUGACCCUAAUAACUGCCACUACCAUGCAAUUUCCUAAAGUGUAUUCUUGAGAUUUUUUAAAAGAAACCCGGCUAGUUUGGUGGUCCCCUCCUCAAAGAAACUUACCGUGUCUGCACUGUUCCAGUACUUGUGCGGACAUUUUUUUUUUUCAAAAGAGAACCAUUGUAUGAAUUUGUCUGAAAAUUUUAGUGUCUUUUCUCCAAACUGAGAAGAUAAAUGACCAGAAAUUUUAGGCAAAUCCAUUUAACAGUUCCCCUGAGAAAAAAAAUGUUUGCUUAAACACUGUAACAGCACAGACAUGAUAUGUUCCUUCAAAGCAGGUGACAGAACAUCAAGGUGGAAUCCUUUUCCAAAGUUCAAAAAUAAACGUUAGGAGAGUGCAUGUAGCAGUUGUCAGGGCCAAUAUCGGACCAAAUCCGUACAAGAUCUUAAAAUUAUAAUUUAUAUUGUUAUUAAGUAUCCUUCUUCGCUUUUACUGUAUCACUUUUUAGAACUAAUUUUAUCACUCAGAUAUUUCGUUUUUUAAUUUUAUACCUAAGAGAUCAUUUACUGUACAAAUUUUUGUUUAAGAACCAUGGAAAAAAAGAUGAAGUGGCCUGUUUUUAUUUGAUGGGCAUCUUGCAUGUUAAUUAGGACUGCCAGGAUUUUUUGUGUUAUACACUCGAUUUAGUUAUUUGCCCAAGAAUGAGUUUGUUUCCAACAGUCAUUUUAACUUCUAUAGAUUCUUUUGUUUUUUGCCGAUGAAAGUUUGAACAGACCGCUUUUCAUGUCUUUACUGGGUUGGUUCUCAAAGCUUUUAAGAUGUUAAACUUCUUUUUAGGAUCUUUCAAUGAGUUGACAACAAACAUGUCUUAUGCAGCUUUAAUUUUUAUCGUAUUUAAAGGUGCAUUGUAUCAUUGCAUCUUAAGUUUAUUGUGGCCCCAACUUCCUCUUCUUUUCUAUGCUUUAAGUGGAUAAUCGCCAUGUAAUAUUGUGUGCUCAUGUGAUUUAAUUAAUUUUGUAAGGCCAAAGUUUUUUAAUAAAAAUUAUGCAAACAAA